AUGUCUUACCACCAUGAUGUUGAUCAUCCACUGGCAGAUAUAACUUUCAUCUCGACUCCGCCGGGUCUGGCUUCGACUUGGAGUCAGCCCUCUGGUUCGUUCAAGCCUUCAGAGGACAUGCCCAUCAUCAUGAUGGCGCAUGGCCAACCUGACUCGGGCAUACUAGUACUCAGGUUAUCGGAUUCCGAGUCGACAGUGAUGUUCCUUCAAGUUGACUCAUCCGAGUCAGAUUGGCCUGCCGGGGAACCUGAAGUUCAAGUUGAACCACCAAGUUCGCUGACAUCUGCCAUCACGAUGAGUCCGAGUCAGAGAAGUGGGAGAAAAGGUGCUUUUGCAAUCAACGGUGACUCAGACUGUCAGGCUGACUUGUCGCCAGAACUUCAUACUAUUACUAGUACUACUACUAGUAUGACCCAUCUCCCUCAGACUCAAGCUGCUCUACCGAGUCUUUCCGGCACUUCCGAGUCACGGUCACACCAUGAUGAUGCGGCGGCGGCGGUUCAGAGAUCCAAAGCGCAGUCUAGGUGUUCGGCAGCAAGUCUGAAUGUGGCGACUCAGAAGGAUCAAGACUCGGAAGUUGACCCACCACCGGUCACGGUAUCACAGAGUCCCAGUUCUGUACCAGCAGUGAAGCGCGUCAUGAUCCGUAGGGAGAAGACGGGUACUGACUGGCAGUCUGUCUUCGACAUUAUCAAGUUGGACAUGGUCAUGAUAAUAUUGAUGAUUCUGAAAGAGCUCGAGACUCGAGAGUCUGUUACAAUUGAAAAACCUGAGUGGCGUGACACAGUCGACAUUUCGGACAUUACCAAGGGGCUUAGGGACUCGGAUGUAUCCGAAAUCAUACACCAGUGGCCACACUCAGCACCAGCAGCGAGCACAAGCAAAUCGACGUUCAUGAUAGAACAAAUUGCCCGAUACUACCACGACAAGUUCACCUGA
Messenger RNA from Suillus fuscotomentosus, 939 nucleotides. RefSeq lists its product as uncharacterized. Lineage: Eukaryota; Fungi; Basidiomycota; Agaricomycetes; Boletales; Suillaceae. The transcript is spliced from 4 exons. The record is from RefSeq and is a predicted model, not a curated record. The coding region runs from base 1 to 939 and encodes 312 amino acids.